Molecule: messenger RNA, 861 nt
Organism: Arachis duranensis
Lineage: Eukaryota; Viridiplantae; Streptophyta; Magnoliopsida; Fabales; Fabaceae
Product: early nodulin-like protein 2
Exons: 3
Coding region: 130-726 (198 amino acids)
Cellular component (GO): plasma membrane
Molecular function (GO): electron transfer activity
Source: RefSeq, a predicted model, not a curated record
AUGAUGAUAAGUCGGCAUAACUCAUAACCCCUCUAUAUAUAUACGUCAUUAUCCCUAAUCCCCCAUAUCCCCAUAUCCUUCAAUAAUCUUAUCAUCUCUCUCUACAAUAUUAAUACUCAGGUGUGUGCAAUGGCAAUUCAUUCAUCAAUUAAGGGACUUGUAGGGCUUUUUGUUGUUGUUAUUGUGGUGAGUUCAUCAUCAUUUGAAGCAUCAGCAACUACAUUCAACGUUGGUGGCAAGAGUGGCUGGGUUGUUAACCCUCAAGAAGACUAUAAUCACUGGUCUCAGAGAUAUACCUUCCGAGUCAACGAUUUUCUUUAUUUCAAGUUCGAGAGAGGAAAAGAUUCGGUGCUGAUAGUGAGUAAAGAAGACUACGAUUCAUGCAACACAGAAAAGCCCUUGCACAGAUUCAGAGGAGGAAGAUCUGGAUCUACGAUCCCCUUGAAUAGGUCUGGUCUAUUUUACUUCGUCAGCGGUAACCAACAAAACUGCAAGCAAGGCCAGAAGUUCGUCGUUCAAGUCUCCGCCUCCGUUCUUCCGCCGACGCAGCCGCCGUCAUCAACACCAUCGAAGUCGCCUCAACCUUCCCCAUGGAUAGCGUCUCCUGUCCAUUCUCCGGGAUUGGUUCCGGCUCCAGCUCCUGCUCCGGCCGGAAACGCCGCUUCGUCUAGGUCUUUUGGUGUGGCUUUGGGAAUAUUUAGCUUUGUGGUGGCACUAUUGAUCUAAGUUUUUUCCCCUUAAUUAGUUUAAAGGGCAUUAUUAGUGGGAUAAUUUAAUUUGAAUAGACGUUUUAAAUUCUGUUAUUUUUUUCUUGGUUGUUGUUACCAUGAUUUAGUGCAGGGUUAUGCCCUUAAACUAUGG